AUGAUCACAGCGUGGGGCACGAUUUUGCUGGCGCGGCAUAUAAUAGCUCCCUACAUUCAUCAUCCGUUAGAAGUUAAUAGGAAUAGCGAUGUUACUUGGAGAGAAUCCGUAAGGUGGGUCACGGUGCCCACCACUAUUACCACUUACGGAAAAGAAAAAGGUGUGAACGCGUCCAGACGCGACGGUCGAAUUCCCGCGAAUCUGAGCAUUCUCUUCCUUGAGUACUCUGAUAUCGUCAAAUUUGGCUUUGCUUGGCUUGGCGCAAAAAAAAAAAUGGAUUCGGACCCGGACUGGUGCUGGGAUGCGAUGGCAGAGGAUAUCAUGUUGGGAUGGUCACAGAAGCGCGAUAUAAUAAAAUGGGUGUAUGACAAGCUCCCCAGAUAUAGACAGCAAAACAUGACAAGCCAGAAGUUCUGGAAGGACUGCUCUGACUACAUAUGUGAACACCUCGAUUGGUACAUCGAGAGACCGGAUCAUUUGGUCGCCCUGUGGGAAAGAAUACGACUGCGUAUCAAGUGGCCUCUGCACGGGUGUGACACUCCAGGUUUAAGCCAAUGGGCAGAUUACAUGGAGUGGUGGAUCUAUCUGCCCGAGGAUCAGAAGCGCCUUCGAGACGAGCCUGUGCCAAAGGUCUCUGCGCUGGAUAGAUUGCUUUCUUCAAUGACACAGCGGGCCUGGGACAGAGCUGAGAAGAACAAUGCGGCGUGCAAGAGGAAACGCCCGGAUGAGGAUGACACCACAUCGAAGCUGCUUCCGAGCAAGAAACAGCGGACGGAAGAAAAGGACGACAAGGAGGACAGCGGACCAAAGGAAACGGUGGUGCAGAAGCUUGACAAACUGAACAGCGGCCUUGCAGAAGCGACGGAGAUCUUCAAGGCGCAGAUGACGACGCUGACAACUUCUGCCACCGAACCCGUGCGUGCAAUGUGCGAGUCGAUGGCUCAGCUUGUAUCGAGACAGGAACUCCUCCAGUCAUCGUUAAAGGAAAUGGACUCGUAUAUCGCUCGACUUACAGAAGAACAAGCCAGUCUACACGCCACCAUUACCCAUGUUGGGGUCCAGAUGCGUGAGAUAGGAUCCCAAAUGAGCAGGACCAUGGAGAUGCUGAAAGAAGUCAAGGCGAAGGAGCUGAAUUCGUAA
Molecule: messenger RNA, 1140 nt
Organism: Rasamsonia emersonii CBS 393.64
Lineage: Eukaryota; Fungi; Ascomycota; Eurotiomycetes; Eurotiales; Trichocomaceae
Exons: 3
Coding region: 1-1140 (379 amino acids)
Source: RefSeq, a predicted model, not a curated record